AUGCGCAUCCUCCUCCUCAUCGCCGCGCUCAUCGCGGCCGUCAUCGCCGACGGGCUCAACCUCACCGCCAUCACCGCGGAAGUUCCCCAGUGCGCUCUCCAGUGCGCCGUCGCCGGGCCCGGCCAGGCCGGCUGCGGCCUGCUCGACAGCGAGUGCAUCUGCGCGCGGCUGCCCGAAAUAUCCGCCCUCGGGGCGCCGUGCAUGGUCAAGGCCGGGUGCAAGAUUGACGACAUCAUGAAGACGGGGAGCAUCAUCGUGGGAGAGUGCGAAAAGGCGUACGCGAGCAAGCACAAUGGCAGCAUAGAGGGCAUGUACGCACUGCCGGCGAACGAGAGCUCGACAAGGACGGGCGCGGCGGCAAGGUUGUACGGUGCCGGAUGGGCGGUCAUUUCGGCGGCAUCGUUUACGGCUACGGCGUUGUGGCUAUAA
Cordyceps fumosorosea ARSEF 2679 is the source of this 429-nucleotide messenger RNA. RefSeq names its product Extracellular membrane protein, CFEM domain protein. The record is from RefSeq and is a predicted model, not a curated record. NCBI's taxonomy places the organism in Eukaryota, Fungi, Ascomycota, Sordariomycetes, Hypocreales, Cordycipitaceae. The transcript has 2 exons. Bases 1 to 429 code for a protein of 142 amino acids.